AUGUCGGGCCUCCCGCGCUGGAAAGUGGUUGGUGGAGGCGACAAGGGUGGGAUUCUUGUGCGCGAAAAGAAAGAGACGAGCUCUUCACAGCUAGACGCCAGACUGGGCACCAAUGCCAUCAUCGAGGAGCUGCAGCUUUCGGGCGAGCGGCUGCACUUCCGUAAGAUCGAAGGCGAUGGCCCAGAUACCGGCUGGGUCAGUACAAGGCUGAAAGGCAAGGAUCUCUUGCUUCCCUUGGAUGAGCACAGUGGAGCCAGGAGGCCCGUGGUUGCUUGGAAGGACUUGGCUGGUCAAGCACUGGGCCCGUGGCUCGCGCACGAGGAUAAGGUCACGACGGUUCACUUCGAUUCCGUUGGAUCCUGUCCUCGCCUAGUGAGUGCCUGCUGGUCCACCGCCUCGGUCCGGGCAUGGGAGCUGUCUGCACGCCCGCGGCAGCUGUGGGAGAUGACGACUUCAGGGCUCGUGAGCGACGUUCUAUUCACUUCGGCGAGUUGUUUGUUGACAGCUGUCUCUGCCAAUCCGAUGCCAUCCGGGAGCGUUUGUCACCAAGCCGAUUUCAAGCAACGCAUGGCCGAGCUGGACGACCAGCUCGGCGACGGUGACCAGCUGGUUUGUUGGUCAACCAACCCGCCAGCGCCAAUGCGAAGGAUGACAUUUCACCAGCGUGGAUGUCAUCGGCUACAGGCCUGGCCGGCUGGCGCAGCACCCGAGCUAGUUGCAUCGGCAUCGGCGGACCGCUUAGCAGUGUCAGCCGUGGAGGGCGACGGCUGCCCGAAGCCUGAAUCGGCGUGGAACACCGUGCGGCCGCAUGGUGAUGGCAAGCUUCGACACCUCGCGUGGGAAUCGGCAGAGCGCCUUUGGAGCUGCGACACAUCAGGUCUGGUCAAAGCGUGGGACGUCGCUUCCGGCAGCAGUUCUCCAAUUACCGAGACGCGCCUUGCCGUAGAGAAUGCAUCUGCGCUGGCAUUCUUGGGAGGGCCUGGCUUGCUGAUCGCCCACGAGACAGGUUUCGCCUUCGUCGACCCGCGCAGUGGCAAGUUGAUGCGCCAACAGUACACCAAGGACGUGGUGGCCACUGCCUGUGGGGUGUCUAAUGGGCAAACGGAUCAGUCUGACUUCUUCGCUGGAGUUGGCUGCAAUCUGGUCCGCUAUGAGACCCGCUUCGAUGGUGCGGAGGCGAAGAGCCAUGCUGUAGGCAUGUGGACCUUGCCUGCGAAAGUUACGUCCGUUGAUGCUGUGAGCCAGAGUCAUGACCUCGGUUCUGUGAGUCACAGGGUCUUAUUUCCUGGGGUAGCUGGUUUGGGAUCUUCCAGGUAA
Messenger RNA from Symbiodinium sp. CCMP2592, 1317 nucleotides. Lineage: Eukaryota; Dinophyceae; Suessiales; Symbiodiniaceae. The record is from the annotation of a GenBank genome assembly.